AUGGAAGAGAUCGGUGAAAAUCAUUCUCAAAGAUCUAUCAUUGACAGAUACAAAGCGUUCCUAACUCAGAAAAGAUCCGAAUGGACGAGAGAAGAGGAUAAAGCCCUCAUGGAAGCUUGCAGAAAUUUUAAAGGAAGAUGGUCCCUUAUUGCCAAGUUUUUUGAUGAUAGAUCAGGAGAUCAGGUAAAAAUACGCUACCAUCAACUAUCCCAAGACCAAAUCAAAAAGAAAAGGCAACAGAGAGCUGAGCAAAAAAAUAAAAAUAAAACAGCAGUUACGAAGAAGAAGGAAACAACCAUUGAUGAAAACGAAAUAUGGGAUAUAAUCAAUAAGGACUUCGAAAACCAUUUCAAUGACAUUUUUGACUGA
Messenger RNA from Trichomonas vaginalis G3, 369 nucleotides. RefSeq names its product RNA polymerase II transcription regulator recruiting protein. Lineage: Eukaryota; Parabasalia; Trichomonadida; Trichomonadidae. The record is from RefSeq and is a predicted model, not a curated record. The transcript has a single exon. Gene Ontology annotation, molecular function: DNA-binding transcription factor activity, RNA polymerase II-specific; RNA polymerase II cis-regulatory region sequence-specific DNA binding. Gene Ontology annotation, cellular component: nucleus. Gene Ontology annotation, biological process: regulation of DNA-templated transcription. The coding region runs from base 1 to 369 and encodes 122 amino acids.